ACUUUAAUACAUUUUUGUGAUAUACCUGGGCUUGGGUUAACCGCAUGUAGAACCAUGUCACUUCAGCUUCAACUAUUUAGGACAUUUAGUCAUAUUUUUGUUGAAAUGUUUAACAUUGGAAGGUGAUCCAUGAUUGCAGGCAAAGAGUCGUACCAACAAAGAUGGACUUCCCCAGCGUGACUGGCGAUGGUCUAUACCCAGGAGCCAAGCUUCACUCACCAUCCAGCUGCUACAAGGUGCUCUCUGUUCUGGGCGAGGGCACCUUUGGCAAAGUGGCAAAAUGCCACAAGUUGGACAACAACAAGACAGUAGCGCUGAAAAUGAUCAGGAAUCAAGGGAACUUUGCCGUUCAGGCGAGGUUUGAGAUUGAGGCGCUACAGAAAAUCCAAGUGUUGGAAAACUCCAAACACCACUUAGUUCAGUGGAACAGCACAUUCUGUGACAUGGGUUAUAUUUGUCUUGAAUUCGAAUACCUGGACAAAAGUCUUUUCGACUUCAUGAAGGAGCGACAUUUCAAGCCUCUUCAAGUGAAAGAGAUCCGACCCAUCGUCCAUCAGCUCGCUAGGGCUCUCGAACACUUGCAGGCUGCAUGUAUGAUUCACGGCGACCUCAAGUUGGAGAACAUCAUGUUCAUCAACCAUCAACAGCAGCCCUAUCGGGUCAAAGUCAUUGACUUUGGCUUGACCCAUGAAAUCUCAGACGCCAGACAGGGCUCUUACAUUCAGAGUCGUCCGUAUCGGUCUCCAGAGAUUUUGGUGGGGGCGCCGUACAACGAGGCGAUAGAUAUGUGGUCUGUGGGAUGUGUGACUGCUUUCUUGUACACGGGUACGCUGAUAUUCCCUGGAAAGAACAACUACGAAAUGAUACGAUAUAUCACGGAGACUCAAGGUCCGUUUCCAGAUAGUCUUCUGGCUUCUGGCAAAAAUACUGGACAAUUUUUCCACAGGGAAAACGAAACCAGUCUCUGGAGCAUUAAGACAAUGGAAAAGUACCAACAAGAGACGGGAAUAGUGGUCAAGACAGUCAGAAGGCUUAAGUUAAGCUCUCUUGAUCACCUCCUUCAACUCCAGCAGUUCCAGUGGUGUCUCACAAAGCACCCCUCGGAACAGGUUGUGUAUUCAGCCGACAUGCAGAUGUUUGUGGACAUGCUGAAGGGAAUGUUCCACCUCGAUGCAUCCCAGCGGAUGACGCCUCGUCAGGUGCUGGAUCAUCACUUCAUCAGCAUGAGCCACCUAUGGCCUCAUUUUGCCGUCAGCCCUCACGUCAGGUUUUGCUGCGGGAUAAUGGCGGUCUGUGAGAGCAAAGUACCUCAUGGCAGGAAGUCUGGAGCUUUGCAGCAGAAGACAUCAAAGAUGACACACUCCGUCCUGCCCUGCCUUCCCUCGGAGAAGGUUAACAAAAAAACUGGUCCUUGCAGGAUCAAGAACAGAGUCCAGUCAAGACAGAAGAAGAAACCUAAGCCCGGCGUGGUUGAACAACCGAAUAAUUUCCACAAAAAGCUAAAGACAGAAGCUCAGCACAGUUGCAUGUCCGACCACCUCUACGUCAAGUCUCUGGUUGACUCCACGCAACCUGCCCAAGUUCCUGGUAGGAGCAGCUUAAGUCAGUCCAAGCUCUCCAAGAAUACAAAGCAGUGUCCAGAUCUUCAUGUAAAAAAGGAGCCAAGGGUGUCGCUAAGGAAGGUCAAAAAGAAGCCUCAGGAAGAAGGACAGAACUGAAUCCCAACAACAGAUGAGGGUUAAGGAGCGUAAAAACGAUGAAUGGACCAUCAGGAUCUCUCGACAUUGGGGUAGGAUUUCAUAAAUAAAGGCCUACAAUGGUUGGGUUGUUAAUAUUAGGACUUCAUCAAUCAAAAUUUGUUCUCAAUCAGAAAUCACUCCACACUCUUUAUUAUUGCUCUCUGGUUCUACCAUAUCUUACUUAUUGUGUGGAAAUAUGGGCUAAUAACUAUAAAAGCAAUCUUCACUCACUAAAUGUACUGCAAAAAAAGGUCAGUAAGGAUAAUUCAUAAUGCCGCCUACAGAGAACAUACUAACUCCUUAUUUCUAAAAUCAAGAAAACUUGCUGAUAUAGUUCAUCUUCAAACAGCUAAAAUAAUGCAUAAGGCAAAAAAUAACCAAUUACCUAAAAAUGUCAUCCAAUACUUCUCUACAAGAGAGGAGAAAAAUGAUCUCAGGGAAGAACUACAUUUGAAACACUUAUAUGCUAGGACUACGUUAAAAAGCCAUAGCAUUUCAGUAUGUGGAAUCAAACUAUGGAAUGGAUUGAGUAAGGAACUCAAACAAUGCACAACGAUGCGCCAAUUCAAGAAACAAUACAAGC
This is a messenger RNA of Doryrhamphus excisus (bluestripe pipefish), 2322 nucleotides long. Its product is annotated as homeodomain-interacting protein kinase 2-like. The record is from RefSeq and is a predicted model, not a curated record. NCBI's taxonomy places the organism in Eukaryota, Metazoa, Chordata, Actinopteri, Syngnathiformes, Syngnathidae. Gene Ontology annotation, cellular component: PML body; cytoplasm; nucleus. Gene Ontology annotation, biological process: peptidyl-serine phosphorylation; intrinsic apoptotic signaling pathway in response to DNA damage by p53 class mediator; peptidyl-threonine phosphorylation. Gene Ontology annotation, molecular function: transcription corepressor activity; transcription coactivator activity; protein serine/threonine kinase activity.